AUGGCCCAUUCCAAACCCCUUAUGGUGAUCGCCAUUGAUAUCGGUACAACAUAUUCCGGCUACGCCUUCUCCUUCCAACACGAGUUUCUGGCUGAUAAACUCAAGAUUACAACCAACAAGGUUUGGUCAGAUGGGGACAACCACCUUCAGACCUCGUACAAAACCCCGACCUCUGUACUGAUAGACCCGUAUGGAGAUUUCCACAGUUUCGGAUAUGAAGCAGAGACAAAGUACUCGCAAAUAAGUGAGACUAUGGAGCUGGAGUCAGUAUCCGGACAGCGGUUCAAUGCCCUCAGUGUAUUUGCCAUGUCAAUACUGUACCUUAAGGAGCAUUUCAGUGGAAGCCUUCAGCAGCAAGUGGCUGACUCGGAGAUCCAAUACGUGCUGACGGUACCUGCUAUCUGGGACGAGGAUGCCAAGCAGUUCAUGAGGAAAGCCGCUCUACAUUCUGGCACACUUGGAGAUCAACUGGCUAUUGCACUGGAACCGGAAGCGGCCUCCAUUUUCUGUCAGUCCUUAUUAGCGAACAGUCGAUCCGAUGACGAAUUCUGUGACGCAGACGACAUCUCGCGGAAUGGAUCUCGAUACAUUGUCGUGGACGCUGGAGGUGGUACUGUGGACACGACAGUGCACGAGGUGAUGCUAAACGGGGAUCUCAAAGAACUACACAAAGCCAGCGGGGGAGGUUGGGGCGGCACUCAGGUAGACGACCAGUUCACCGAACUGUUGCUCAAGAUUUUUACCACCAAGUGCUCGCUAGAGGACCAAGUGGCUGAGUCUGGGUUAUCCAGAGAUGUUCGGUUAACAGGCGAUAAGAUGAGAAUCAGUGGUAAAGUAAUGCAGUCGUUGAUGAAACCAACCAUUCAGAAAAUUAUCACUCAUGUAGAAACACUAAUGGCGGAUCCCAAGUGUAGAGGAAUUUCCCACAUCUUACUGGUGGGUGGGUUUUCUGAAUCGCCACUUCUCCAAGAGGAGUUCAGGAAGAACUUCCGGUCUGUGAAUGUGGUCACUCCACUGGACGCCGUCCUGUCUGUGGUGAAAGGGGCGGUGAUAUUCGGCCAUCGGCCCGGUGCCAUUGGAAUCCGUCUGGCUGCCUUUACUUACGGAAUUCGUAGCUUAUCCACUUUUGUUGAUGGUGAACAUGAUCCUGACAAGUUAAUUAUGAUUGAAGGUGAGAGGAAGUGCAAGGAUAUUUUUUACAGAUUUGUUUCUGUUGAUGAAGAAGUGCCAUAUGGUAUGGAAACUAGCGAACAUACCUUUUCUCCGACUUACUCUGGACAAACAAAAAUGACGGUGGCAGUGUACAAAUCCACGGUGACCAAAUCCAAAUAUACAACUGACCCUUCAUGUUUUAAGUUAGGUAGUUUCAGAGUAGACCUGCCGGAUUUGACGGGAGAGAAGAACCGUGAAGUCGGAGUGAAGUUUAUAGUUGGUGGCACAGAGCUCAAGGUGAAAGCUCACGAGAAGACGACCGGGAAGAUUUUCGACGCUACCUUUAACUUUGUGACAAAGUAA
This is a messenger RNA of Liolophura sinensis, 1515 nucleotides long. Its product is annotated as heat shock 70 kDa protein 12B-like. The record is from RefSeq and is a predicted model, not a curated record. NCBI's taxonomy places the organism in Eukaryota, Metazoa, Mollusca, Polyplacophora, Chitonida, Chitonidae. The transcript is spliced from 5 exons. The coding region runs from base 1 to 1515 and encodes 504 amino acids. Gene Ontology annotation, molecular function: ATP binding; ATP-dependent protein folding chaperone.